CACAUCCCCGCCACCACACCACGACGAUACGACGCACUCGAGUCGGCCGAGCUCAGAAUAUGCUCGUCUCAUCCCAACAACACCGAGAUAGACGCGCGCAAUUCGGGCACAAUAGACGGAAAGAGCCGUAGCCGGACAAGAAGACGGACAAUCGAUGUUGUCAAGAGCCGCAGAGACGUUGACCGGGUUCAAGAAUACAGUGCACAAUAGAGUGCAGGGGCUGCUUCGAAUACACGAGAGUGAGGCCUCGUCCUCAACCUUUGCUGCGAGUCCUAAUGAACGAACAUCGCCAGACCGUUCCGUUCGAAUGCCGCCGCUUCUGGAGGAGGUAACGCCAUCAUCACCGCCGCAGUCGGGCAAGCGCCGCCGAAGUGAAGAGGGAGACAGUCCGGGCAGAAGCAGAAAGAGCAGUCGAAACAGCAGCAGCGCACAAUCCUUGACUCCAAAUUACCAACAGACGCCCAAGGACGCUACGCGAAUAUUCGUGCCAAAAUACGAUCCUGGGGAGGACUGGAAUCCGCGGCCUCCAGCUCGAGUCCAGCACGAGAAGAUGGGCGCGCCACAUCGCCCUGCGUACGGGUUUCAGCCUAGAAAUACCCUUCACCAACAGUCGGUGCAGAGUGGAAACAAGAGACAGCGGUCAUUGACGCAGCAGCGUCUGCCGGAGCCGAGUUUCAAACCAUUUACAGCCGGAGGAAGUUCUCGGCCGCAGCCGCUUCCGCUCAGCAAAAGCAGCGGGAGCAAUGUCGUAAAGCCCUUGGACGUGGACGAGGUUGUGGACGACGAGCUCGAGUCUCAACGGCCUCCUACCAAAAAGAGCAGACUUGAUUCGGAUCUGGUCGACCUAACCGACGAUUAUUCUCAAGGUGUGGCCGUGCCUGCUAAACAAGGCAUACACAGAUCUGGUAGUCACGGAUCUGCGGCUGGAUCGUCCAGUAGGUCGAAGAAGAAGCUGAGAGGCGGUGGUGACGCGUUCGGCAACAAUGAGCUAUACCUCGCUGACAUGGAAGGCGGCAACUUGCACUCCAACUCAAGACGAGCAUUGCCGGGCAUGAGGGCCAGCACGGCUGCAUCACAGAGCCAGGCGCAAGCUGGUCGAUCCUACGCUGACCAUGACCACAAAACUAAUGGCACUGCUCAGAGUCCAGUUGAUGUAGACGCAGAUGACAGCCAGUCCGCUAUUCGAGAUACUGCCGGGGAAAUGCUUGAAAGGGACCUCUGGAAGGGAGUCGCGGAAGCAGGGAACGCGUACAAGCGAAACCGACAGAAGACCCAGCAAGGCAGUGCCUACAACAAAGACGAUGUCGACAACGUCUUCGAAAGUGUAGGAUAUCUUAAGCCCUCCAUUGUCAAGGCUCGCCCUGUUGCGACUGCAGCUCCGAGGCGGUCGAUACCGCAACCUCAAGUUGCCCAUGUUAAUCAUGAUUUUGAGCGAGGAACGCCAGGACCAAGAAUUGCACGCGAACGCCAACCCGCAGACGUGCGAGGACGUUUCGUACGAGAUGCGAUACAAAGUGACGACGGUGACCGUCCCGUGGAGACGAUCCGAAUGCACAACCAGGCGCAGCCCCGUCAACCAACCCUUCCGAGCCGCCCUCAGCCCCGCGAACAUAGCCCGGAUGUUCUCGGCGGUGAAACGACAGUAGGAUCGCAGAAGUCUCGAAGCGCCUCUCCAAAGAAGGCUGCUGAGGUGCCUCGUCCAGAACCCGCUGGGUCCGCAUAUGCUUCUCCGAAAGCACAGACCUACAAUUCCAGUCUCAAACCAACGAACUUCACGCGAGCAGCAGACCAGAAACCAGCCGUUCCCAAAAAGGUGGACGCUGAUAUCUGGAAGCUGGGCGAAGAUGAUGGCGAUGUUGGCCGUCCGCAGAUAACGACCUUCAUUUGCCGAGGCUUCGCGAUGCAAGCUACGGGGUAUGCAUUGAUUUGGGACCAUACCAACGAAAGGUUCCUCCUGGCAGAUGAGUCCGGCACCUUAGUCUUCUCUCCAUGGCGGAAAGAACCCGUUCAAAUUUGCAAGUUUGCUGCUGCGCACGGGUUCAUUUCCCACCCAAGCAGCACGAAAGCCAUACUGAAAGGUUCAUCGGACUGGAUGAGCACGGGACACAUUCUGCUGCACUUUCACACGCUGGAAGGGAAGAAUUCCGUCUUCGAGAAAUUACGUGACGAGUUUGGUGUCGAGUUCGUGGAUGUUGACGUUGAUCGGCUUGGUUCUAUGUUCACAAAUCUUGGCAACAAAGAGAUCGGCGGGUAUUUGAAGUUGAGGGACCAAGCUGAAGCGCGUGCAAACCAAGCUCAAGCUGACGACGAUGUCAUCAUUUACGACACUGAGCAGCCAUCCAGUGCAGUCGAGCAGACAUCGCGACGCGAGAAACUUGUGAGUAAAAUGAAGCGCGAAACUCUAUCUGAGGUCCUUCGAGCACAAGAGACGCAACAGAAUGGCGCCCGUCAGCCGCUUUCUCGUCUCGUGGGAACAGAUUCACAGCAAUUCGUCAAGGAGCCGACACGAAGAUCAACACGUCAAUCAAAGCCGCCGCCACAGUAUCGUGAGCCUUCACCUGAACUAGUGAAAUGGACGGUGCAGAAUGGUCUUCCUAAAUGGACAAAAUCUGUCGUAUACCCUCAGGUGGGCACUCGUCGCGUUACAGUCGAUGUUGGCGACCUUGAGCAUCUGGACGCUGGCGAGUUCCUCAAUGACAACAUCGUGAAUUACGCUCUCCGACAUAUCGAAGAGACCAUGUCUCCGGCCCACAAGGAGCGUGUACACUUCUUCAACACAUUCUUCUUCUCUUCUCUGACGACAAAGAACGGCAAAAAAGACUUCAACUACGAUGCUGUAAAGAAGUGGACGAAGAAUGCAGAUUUGCUUUCGAAGCCGUAUAUCGUUGUGCCGAUCAACCUGGAUCUCCACUGGUUCGUGGCAAUAAUCUAUAAUCUCCCUGCCCUGCGACGAAGAAUGGUGGACACAGACGAUGAACCAUCCACAGAAGAUGCGGUCGAUCUGUGCUCGGAAAGCGAAGCUACGCCUGCAAAGCCCGAAGAGCCACAUUCCAAACUUGAGCAAAUGAGCUUGAGUGACAAUGCUGAAGGCAGAGUCGGCGAUUGCCCCGCGCAAGAGGAUGAAGCGUUGGAUGGAACUGUGCCCACCGCCGUAGAGACUGCCAGAAGUCAACCCACAAUCAAAGGCAAAAAGGGCAGGAAGAAGCGGGUCGCGCCGGUGAGAAAAUUUAACCCCGAACAGCCUAUGAUCAUAUCACUGGACUCUUUUGGUCUUGCUCGUACCAACGAGCUCCGCGUCAUCAAGAAAUACGUAAUUGAAGAAGCACGAGAGAAACGGCAAAUGGCUGUUGCAAUGGACGACCUGCAAGGCGUGAACGCCAAGGGCAUUCCCCAACAGGACAACUUCUAUGACUGCGGCGUGUACCUGAUCGGAUACAUGAAAGAGUUCGCCCGAGAUCCUGAUCGCUUCGUCAAAAAGAUCCUGGGCAGGCAAAUCGAUGAGAAUGACUUCAAGGAGUUCAAUACAACUGCUUUGAGAGAUGAAAUUCGCGAGACCUUGAUCAAGUACGGCGACGAACAGGAUGCGCAGUAUAAGAAGGACAAACUUGCUCGAGCAUCUGCCAGAAAGAACGGACAAACUCCUCAGGUCGUCAAGACGCCUAGCGGCGCGCCAACAUCUGCACAGGCAACGGCGACUAGAGCUGAUACUUCAGCUCCGCCGACUUCGAGUCAACCAGCACGCGGGAGUCCUUCGGCCGAGAAGGUCGGCCGUCAGGUGGUUCCCGUCCAGCAACAACCUCCAUCUGCUUCUAAAGGGACCACGCCAAGUUCUCGCAAAGUGGCGCCUUCACCACGGAAGAGCCCACGGAAGGAACCUCCCGACGAAGGCGAUGCCGACGAAAACGACGAUGAGUUAGAAGUCGACGCUCCGCAGCCGUUGAGAAAGUCUCACACGGGUUUCAACGAACAAGCGCGAUCUUCGCCUGUCGCCGGGCCCGAUGAGAAGAAAGAUCAAGAGGACGAGCACGAGAUGCUAGACACUGCUGAUCCAAGUGCGGGUGACUCUCGUGGUCCGAGGUCAGCUACGCCGCCGAAGCGCCCGGCGCCUGUGCACAAUGCCCAUCUCAGUCCUUUAUCAAGCCUAGAACAGGACAAUCGAAGUUCGCGGACACGAUCGCCGGGUCUUGUCAGCACAAUUUCAGCUGGUGUAAUCAAUGACAUGGUCUCCAAAACCGAUUCAGCAGCUCGGGAUCGAGUCGGACAAGAUGGCGUCGAAGACGAUGAAACUGACAUUGAGAGCGUGUCAGAUGAUUCAGAGCGCGUUCCACAGCGGACCGUUGUGAUUGACAUCGGUGACGAGGGUGAACCGGAUCCACUGGGCAAGUCGAUGCUCGACGAAGACACUUUCGAAGGCUUUCCUGACAAUACGGGCAACGAUGGGGCCGAAAUCCCUGAUUCACAGCCAGAUGCGCUGCAGAGUCAGGUCGGGCAAUGAAGGCGCUCAUGUCCCCAGGUGAGGAAUGUUGUUAGUCAGGCAGCGCGUGAAUGGGGGGGCGUAACAAGGCGCACAGAACAUUCGCUGCUCCGAUGCAGCUACAUAGUUUGGUCUUCAUAGCGUCAGUUCAGACAUAUACUGUCUCUUGAAACUUUCCGUCUAUCUCUAUC
Molecule: messenger RNA, 4665 nt
Organism: Cercospora beticola
Lineage: Eukaryota; Fungi; Ascomycota; Dothideomycetes; Mycosphaerellales; Mycosphaerellaceae
Biological process (GO): protein desumoylation; proteolysis
Cellular component (GO): nucleus; cytoplasm
Molecular function (GO): SUMO-specific endopeptidase activity
Source: RefSeq, a predicted model, not a curated record